Molecule: messenger RNA, 4653 nt
Organism: Formica exsecta
Lineage: Eukaryota; Metazoa; Arthropoda; Insecta; Hymenoptera; Formicidae
Gene: Orp8
Product: oxysterol-binding protein-related protein 8
Exons: 17
Cellular component (GO): cytosol; intracellular membrane-bounded organelle; membrane
Molecular function (GO): cholesterol binding
Source: RefSeq, a predicted model, not a curated record
UAGCGAUUAUUAAAAAUUCACACGUACCAGAGCGAUAUCGAUCGGUCCUCUCAAAGAGAAAGAAAAAGAAAGAGAGAGAGAGAGAGUGCAAGAGAUGGCGAUGGCGAGCGGAGAUGAAAGUGAUAACGACGAGCUGUUCAAUCGGGCUCGCGUGCGCGUAACGUCAUUCGAUUACGACCGGCUGUGUGCUUUCAAACACGCCGGACAUUCCAGCGAAGCGCCCAACCGUUAUAAAACUGAGAGAUCGCGAGAGGAUCCUCCGCGGAUGUAAAAUCGAGAAAGAUAUAUUACCUCGUCGACGAACGAUCGAGUGACGUACGUACAGUGGGAAUAAAACGUUACACAAAUGCGUAUACGUCAGAGACGAAGACGUGAGGCGUGAUGUUUUUGUCGAAUUAAAACGCAUAUUGACGCAUAUGCAUGUAUGCGUAGAGGCUGCGGCCGGUCAACGCGGUCCACCUCCUCUCCUCUUCCUCAAGGUUUUUUUUUUUUUUUUCCCUUCCUCCUCGCUAUUGCGCGUCGCCGCGUUGCCGUGCUCGCGUUACGGACACACGCAGUCGUGUCGUUGCACGCGCGCAGUUGCAGACGUGUUGCAGUUUUACAGUCGCGCGCGCAUUCUCGUCUUACAGCGUUAAACAACAUCAUCGUCGUCGCUGCUGCUGCUGCUGCUAAUGACCAAAUGGUACAACGCACUUCGAGACCACGUUUAUCCGCAACGCGCCGUCCCGUCGAGAGACCGUCCACGCGCGCGUAUACGCGUUCAUCAAUCAUCGUCCGGUUUCCGACGAGUCACACUUCGUCGGAGUAUUAAAAUUCGCGAGUGAAUUCGCCAAUCCAGAAGCGCUCCCGCGAGUGUCGAAAUACGAUACCCAUGUCGUGGAUAACGAUGUCGCGUUUCAUCUAUAUACCUCGCGCUCUAAUUGUCCUCUAUGCAUAAUUAUCGCCACGAACUGAUACGUUUGUCGCGCAAACAAUCGUUCGAAAGCAAGGAUUGUCAAUCAUAAAUUCACAAUGAGUUCGCAACCGAUUGUUGUGCCUGGUGGAGAUCAUCAGCGUCUACAGGCGGAAACUCAUUCUGUACCUCUUGGAAGUUCAGCGGAUGCCUUUAAGACUAUGACACCGCCGAAUGUCAGCAGAUCUCUUAGUCAACCAGCGGAUCGACAAUUUCGACGAAGCAGCGUUCAGGCACAGUCUACACCAUUACCUAAACUUCCAUCAACAGAGUCCCUUUCAACAAGCGUAAAUAUUACAGCCAGUGCACCUCCAGUUUCUCCAGGACUUUCCGGAAUGAGUGAAGGUCAAAAAGUUGACAAUUCAUCAGACAAGUCAUUGGACUCUUGCAAAUUAACACGAAAGGAAUCGUAUAAGGCCCAAAGAAAGAAUUAUCGAAUGGAGAAGAAAAGAGUAGCCAAUGAACUUUUAAGCUCUUUUAAAGACCCAACUGUUAUUGUUAUGAGUGAUUGGCUAAAAGUUCGUGGCACAUUAAAAAGUUGGACCAAAUUAUGGUGUAUUCUGAAACCUGGAUUAUUGCUACUAUACAAAAGUCCAAAAAUGAAGAGUAACCAUUGGGUGGGAACUGUAUUACUUAAUACAUGUCAAGUCAUAGAACGUCCAAGUAAGAAAGAUGGAUUUUGUUUUAAAUUAUUUCAUCCUUUGGAACAAUCUAUAUGGGCUCCUCGAGGACCAGAAAAAGAAGCUAUUGGCGCCGUUGUACAACCUUUGCCAACGUCUUACUUAAUCUUCCGAGCGCCAUCCCAAGCGGCAGGCAAAUGUUGGUUAGAUGCACUUGAAUUAUCGUUACGUUGUUCUUCAUUAAUAGUGCGCUCGACGAGCGCACUACCACGUCCUUUACCACACGAUACGACGACCACUCAUGAAACCCAAUGGAGCGAAGCUGAUUAUGAAAAACACUUUGAUGACCAUGAGUACAAUACCCGUCAAGUAGUAACGCUAGAUCGUGUGUACAUCUCGCGAACAGACCUGGACGAUAUUAGUCAGCCGGAAAAUGGAGUAGCAGCUGAUGCUGAAAUCAGUGCUUCAGAUAGCGAGUCUGAGACAUCGGCCAAAGAAGAUCAAUUGUCAGAGCCGAUCACUGAAACACCAUACAUUUCUAAUGAAAAAGAAGUUCUUGGAACAGCCGGUGAAGUUGUUACGGAGCUACAAGAAGAGCAAAAAUCUUUGAUAUGGUUCUUAAUGAAACAAGUUCGUCCUGGCAUGGAUCUGUCCAAGGUGGUAUUGCCAACUUUUAUUUUAGAACCACGUUCAUUUCUGGAAAAACUGGCCGAUUCUUAUUAUCACGCCGAUUUAUUGUCUCAAGCAGUAUUGGAAGAUGAUGCAUUUACACGUAUGAAGGCUGUAGUAAAAUGGUACUUAUCGGGAUUUUAUAAGAAACCACAAGGCCUAAAAAAGCCAUACAAUCCGCUUUUAGGUGAAACAUUCCGUUGCUAUUGGCAACAUGUUAAUGGUUCAAGAACAUUCUACUUAGCUGAACAAUUAUCACAUCAUCCACCCAUCUCAGGAUUCUAUGUGACGAAUCGCCAAGAUGGAUUUACUAUUAGUGCUACGAUUAUUGCAAAGUCUAAAUUUUAUGGAAAUUCAACCUCCGCAGUUUUAGAUGGUGUUGCUGUAUUAACAAUGCUACCAAGAGGUGAAGAUUAUACAAUGACAAUACCUUAUGCGCAUUGUAAAGGUAUUCUUAUGGGAACAUUGUCUAUGGAACUUGGUGGAAAAGUUAAUAUAAUAUGCGAGAAAACCGGCUAUCAUACCGAAUUAGAAUUUAAACUCAAGGUAACAAACAGUAUUAUUAUAUUUUAUUUAAUGAAUUAUUAACUUUGGCAUAUUGCGCUUUUACGCAAAACACUUUUAAGAAAUUUUUAUUAUUAAAAAUAUAUAAUAUCAAUAACGGACAAGCGAACAGGACAAGAAAAUAUAUUCUUCAAUCCAACUCCAGAAAUACGCAAGAAAAGGUUAAAAAAAUACACUGUUCCUUUGGAAUAUCAGGGGCCAUGGGAAAGUGAAAAAUUGUGGUAUGCUGUUACACAAGCCAUUAAUAGAGAUGAUCAACUCGCUGCGACUGAAGCUAAAACUCGACUCGAGGAAGCACAAAGGGAACGUGCUAAAGAGCGGAAAAGUCGCGGGCAAGAAUGGAUUCCAAAAUAUUUUCUUCAAGAUAUUAUAACGGGAAAUUGGGUCUAUCGGCAUGCCGAUGUAAGACCAUGGGAUCCGAGAAACGAUGUAGUACAGUAUGAAGAGAAUUAUAUAGUACGCACAAAGACAAGGCAUAAAACACCUAUUAUGCGUACUGGCAGUAUUGUGUCUACUGAACCACAAUCACAGAUCCCAUUACUACAAGCUGAGUCACGUUCAUCCUUAUCAGUGCUCAAAUCUUCAAAAAGACAGCUAUCUAAUAAUAUGCCUAUGUCAGAAACAGCUCAUGAUUCUGGGAGCUCGUCCGCAGAGGCGCAUAGCGAUUCUAGUCAAUCAUUAGGAAAGAGAAGACGUUCGAGUGCUAGAAUAAUAGUCAUAAUGAAAGAAGUAGAGAGUCAAAUGCUAGAACAUGGUGAAAAACUAAAUCGUAUACAGCAGAUUGUAGAACAAGUUUGCAAGAAGCAAAGAGAAUCCGGUGAACAGCAUCACAACAUAAGUAUGUUCAAGAGCUUCGUGGAUACUAUACUUAUUAUUAUUAUCGUUUUCUUAGUGCAAUACUUUGUAAGUGUAUGGAGCAAUAAUCCUACUAAGGGUUGAGGAAUUUAGUAACAUUGUUUUAUGUAACUCGUCACUUGAAUUAUGUAUAUCAAUUUUUUGUCUUAAAAUUCUCACAGCGUGGUGUCGGUACUAUUUCAUCAUCGUGGUGAGGAAAAUCAUAUCGGGAAAAUAUAAUAAUAUAAUUUUUAUUUUAAAACAAUAUUUGUGGAACACAUUCGUCUAUGUAGAAAUAAAAUAUUAAAAGAAUCCACGCAACGUAGAUUCAGUGCAAUGAUAUUUUGUCAUAGUUGCAAAAAUGCAAAAUGUCAAGUACAGAAGCUAACAGUCUAUAUGAGCUUAUAUUGUAUAUAGAGCUUAAUUAAUGUGUGAAGAUAUAGUGUUCUCGAAUUACUAAUCCAAUUUUUAUUGCAACCCAUCAGUACCAAAUUGUAAUAUAAUCGUAUGAUUGUUGUAAAAAUGUUCAGUGUCGUCAGUUUUGUAGCUAAUUUAUUAUAAACCUUCUUAUAUUUAAUUCUGUAUUAAUAUACAAUAUAAUGUAUAGCAUAUUGUAAUUUCAUUUCAAUGUGAUAUCUCAAGUUUACAAUAUUAUCUUGCUUAUAUUAAAUUGUUAUAUGUUUUAUGUAAAUUAAUAAAUUCUGUUAUUGUUUAUAUCGGUUAACUCGGGUUAGAGGACAAAAUAUUCUAUGUUUACAUAAUAUUGAUAAAAAUUUUCUUUAGAACUCCAAUAAAGAGAACUUACGAUAUUAUUUUAUUUAUCGCCGAGAAUUAUAAGUUUAUUCAUGUGAUAUCUCGACGAUAGCAAUAGUACCAAACUUGUAUAUAAAAUAAUCUAUGCACUUUGUUUGACAUUACAUUCAACAUAAUUAUCCACAAUUUUUUUAAAUCAGUAAGCAUAUUUAUGUAAUUUUUGGAAACUUUAAAUUCAAUAAAAUAAUAUAGUUUAACAAA